Messenger RNA from Cryptococcus wingfieldii CBS 7118, 3141 nucleotides. RefSeq lists its product as hypothetical. Gene Ontology annotation, molecular function: sequence-specific DNA binding; DNA-binding transcription factor activity, RNA polymerase II-specific; zinc ion binding. NCBI's taxonomy places the organism in Eukaryota, Fungi, Basidiomycota, Tremellomycetes, Tremellales, Cryptococcaceae. The record is from RefSeq and is a predicted model, not a curated record. Gene Ontology annotation, biological process: DNA-templated transcription; positive regulation of transcription by RNA polymerase II. The transcript has 7 exons. Bases 1 to 3141 code for a protein of 1046 amino acids.
AUGCCUCCCGAUAACCGCCCCGCAAGUGGCUCAGCUCCAGGCGCAAGCAGGAAGCGGUCCACAGCCCCCAAGCGUAAUGCUAUCGCCUGUUUGAGAUGCAAGGAGAGGAAGGCCAGGUGUGUACCAGCACCUCCUGGGUCAAGCCCUGUCCCCACCUGCACCAAUUGCCUCGGUGCAAGGAAAGAGUGUAUAUAUCUGGAUCGGACACCUAACGAAAUAUUCCUCUUGGAGUACGUCUCGCAGCUUGAAUCGCGGUGUGCCGCUCUUGAAAUGGAGCUUCGGAAACACAACCCCAAAUCGCAAUUUGCCUCGGACCACACCCCAGCGCCCGUAGAGGCUAGAGAAGCUGCGGUCGACAAGCUCAACACGGUCUAUCCUUCUGGGCCGCCGCGUCCAGCAUCCGACAAUGCAGAAGCUGGACCCAGUACUGCUCCGAGAAACAGUGCUCAAGCAGCCACAAUACCUCUGGCUCGGUUUGACGACGAUCCUGGCAAAAAGGGCGAAUCGGGACAGAGUGACGAGGGUGAUGCGGACGAAGGAGAUGAAGCCGAUUUCGCUUUGGGUAUUGGUAUGCUGAGUCUCGGCGGCGGUGAAGAGCCGGUAUAUGUAGGACCAUCUUCGGGUGUCAACUGGGCGCGAGUUUGUGCUUCCGCCUUGAAGCGGCCUCAAGGUCGGUCUCAACCGUCCCAUCUGUCACGUUUCAACUACCUCGCCCCACCCGAGCUCGCCUCCUUCAAGUCUGCUCUCGAAUACACUCUCCACCAUCCCACUCCUCCUCUGCCGCCUCCAACGCUUGCGGCGCACUACCUGAACCUCGUAUAUGAUCACGUACAAGCAAGAUACGGCUGCUUUGACUGGCAGACCGUGCGCUUCUGGCAUGAGAAUCGCGAGGCUAUAUGCCAAGGGCGGCCAUUGUGGGGCGUUGGCACAGGCCAAGACGAGAGGAGAAGUCUCGGAGCGUUCUUCCUAUGGCUCUGUUAUGGUUAUGGCGCGAGGUUGAGCGAGGGCGAAAAUCUCCCGGGGACCGUCAACCACGAAGUGUACUAUAAUGCCGCCGUUGCGUGCCUUUCCACCCUGACGUCCCAUCAUUCGCUUGCCACAGUACAGGCCCUCGUACUUCUCACCAUCUACGGCUUCCGUCAUCCCACCGCCGAAGUUUCCGUCUGGCAGGUUGGAGGUCUGUCUAUGCGUACCGCAGUCGAGAUUGGCCUUCACCGCCGGACUCGUUCGAAAGCCGAGCGCGAGAAAGACCCCAGACGAUACGAGAUGAAGAAACGUGUCUUCUGGGCCGUCUAUUCACUUGAUAGGAUGAUGUCGGCUCAGCUUGGCCGACCGUCAGGGAUUCAAGACAGGGACAUUGAUGUCGAACUGCCGCUGAACGUAGAUGUUGAUUUCAACCAGCCGAAAGCACUGGCAGCAAUGCAAAGCAAGCAGUCGGAGCUGAUGGGCAGUAAGAGACCGGGGGAUGAGUACGCGAAUGGGUAUGGGCCAGUGACGAGCAUGACUUCGGCGAUUCACAACAUCAGACUCAACCAGCUGAAGCAGAUGGUCACUGACGCCAUUUACCGCUUGGACAAGCCUCUCCGGCCCACAAACGACGUAUACUCACCCGAACGCCAGUCUAUAAAUGAAGUUGACAUUCUUCUCGAGCGUCUUGACCAAUGGCGCGCUUGCCACCCAGACCCUCCCCCCGAUUCACAGGUCCCUAUGCUACCGAAGGAGCAUUGGGAGCUAGAGUACCACAACUGUGUGCAGAUGCUUUUGAGGCCUAUCAUUGCGAGUAGAAAGGCUGGGAAACAGUAUGUGGGAUUGUGUUUGGAGUCUGCUGUGGCCCUUUGCGAGACCCAAUGGCAAUACCUUCAGCCGCCUGUGCAUCAUUCAAAGCUCUCAACAUGGCGAUUCUACCGAAUUUUCCUUGCAGGCAUGACCCUCCUCCAUAUCCUCACGACCUUCCCAACCGACAUGACCGAAGUUGAGCUUCGCCGAGCAGAGGGCGGUAUACGCAAAUGUGAAGCUGCUCUCGGUAUCUGGGGAGAACGUUUCAGAGGCGCGAAAAGGCACGAGAAGUUGUUCAAGGAGCUUGUAGAUGCCUGGGAGACGCGGGUGAAAGAAAAGACCUCUGGUGGUGAUCUUCAAACCAGCGCUUUCGCUACUUUCUCCACUCCUUCAGUCCACAAUCGGGGCCGACCUAAACCUCUCCAACCACCCAGCUCCUCCGGUCAACAACAGUCCGCCCAGGCCACAGCCCCGGAACCUCCUGUCGACAUCAUGUCCCAGUUCAUCCAUCUCGUCAACAACUCUCAUUCUGCCCCUCAACCGACACAGCUGAAUGGAAAAGAGCUGCCGACGCAGAUGCAAGCGCUUUUCGGGGCAGAUGUGGCGUGCUCGGGUGGAGCGGGCGUGAGGCAGUCGGAAGCCUUGGCACAAGAGCAAAAGGCGAGGGAGUUGUUGGAUGCGGCCGGUUUCGAUAUGAGGAGGCUCGGGAUGUACUCCGGGAUGGCACCGAUGGCCAACUCGGGUGCUCGGCAGACGUCGCCAGACAAGUGGGCGCGUACGGGUGCGGAUGGGAAUGGGGCCGAAUGGGCUUCAGAUGUCACAAUGGAUUCUGCAGGGCCCACGUUUGGGAACGAUGGCGGUCUGGGCAUCAAGGAAGAUUUCUUCUCUCUCAUAUCAUCUUUCGGCAUCGACACUGACACUCAAACGCCACUCCUUCCUAUGGACGGCUCGGACCCUACAUUCGACUUUUCAGCAGCCCAUUUGGGCAUGUCAAACGUCAACUACAAUUACGACCCUUCGCCCAAUGCGUAUGAUCCCAUGUCCCACAAUUCCCAAACAAACUCUGCCAGCGCGCCUCCGUGGGCUCAGAGUCUUGCACCCAUCAACACAGGCUUCAAUGGGUUUGGCGGAUACAACACUUUGGGGCAGGGAAUGAAUCUGGGUACAGCUGGCGGGAGCCUGCAGCCAGGGGGAGGAAUGGGGACGGGUAUUGCAUCAGACCCAAACAUGGGGAUGAGUGAUUGGGCUCUGUUUGGUUCCAUUGGGAACAAUAGUCACCAGAAGGGAGAGGCGAGUAGGAGUGGGAACACGAACGAUUCGAGUGAGGAGACAGUGCCGCAGUGGGGGAUGUCUGGUACACGGUAG